Messenger RNA from Vigna angularis (adzuki bean), 2697 nucleotides. Its product is annotated as leucine-rich repeat extensin-like protein 3. The transcript has a single exon. Gene Ontology annotation, molecular function: protein binding. Lineage: Eukaryota; Viridiplantae; Streptophyta; Magnoliopsida; Fabales; Fabaceae. The coding region runs from base 16 to 2550 and encodes 844 amino acids. The record is from RefSeq and is a predicted model, not a curated record.
CCAAGGGGGUCAGAUAUGGCUCACCAUUGUUCAAACAAGGCCCUUCUUUUCAUUUUUCUUUCUCUUUUUUCAACCUUUUCAAGUGCUCAUCUUCUUCCUGAAAUCAUCCACGUUGAGCCAAUUUAUUCAACUAAUGUUGAAGAUGACGCACUACUAGCCCCAGCCCCAGCACCCGAAAUAGAAUUCCGAAACGAUGAACCCCUUACUCCACCACCAACCAGAAAAACAAAUGAAAGACUGAAGAAGGCCUAUGUUGCUUUUCAGGCAUGGAAGAAGGCCAUUCACUCCGACCCUUUGAACAUCACCGGGAACUGGGUUGGUGAAGAUGUUUGCUCUUACAAUGGUGUGUAUUGUGCUCCUGCCCUUGAUGAUCCCACCCUGAAUGUGGUUGCUGGCAUUGAUCUGAACAAUGCAGACAUUGCUGGGAGCCUCCCAGAAGAAUUGGGACACUUGGAAGAUAUUGCACUUUUCCACAUUAACUCCAACAGAUUCUGCGGUGUUAUCCCAGACAGCUUGCUGAAUCUUACACUUGUGCAUGAGUAUGACAUCAGCAACAAUCGCUUUGUUGGUCGGUUUCCUUCUGUGGUCCUCACAUGGCCGAACUUGAAGUACCUGGACCUCAGAUUCAAUGACUUUGAAGGACCCUUACCCCCAGAGCUUUUUGAGAAGGAUCUUGAUGCAAUCUUUUUGAACAACAACCGUUUCUCAUCCCUCAUUCCAGACACCAUAGGAAAAUCCAACGCCUCGGUCAUCACCUUUGCCUACAACAAUUUCAAAGGCUGCAUUCCGAGCUCUUUCGGAAACAUGAAGAACUUGAACGAGAUUGUGUUCGUAGGAAACAGCCUCGGAGGAUGCUUCCCACAGGAUGUUGGAAAGAUGGAAAACCUGACGGUUUUGGAUUUAAGCGACAAUGGGUUUGAAGGGACUCUUCCUAACUUGUCAGGACUGAAGAAGGUCGAGGUGAUAGACAUUUCGCACAACAAGCUCAGUGGAUAUGUGUCUAACACUGUGUGCCAACUUCCUUCCUUGAAGAACUUCACAUUCUCUCACAACUACUUCAAUGGAGAAGCUCAGAGUUGCGUGCCUUCACCCAAUUCGUUGGUGGCUAUGGAUGACUCAUACAACUGUUUGUCUGGAAGGAAGGAUCAGAAGUCAUCCAAGAAGUGCUUGCCAGUGCUAACUCGCCCUGUGGAUUGCAACAAGCACUGUGGAGAAGGCAAAGAGAAUGGCCAUAGCCCUAGCCAUAGCCAUAGCCAUGCACCAAAGCCAACUCCAUCUCCUAAACCUGAGACACCAAAGGUUGUACACUCUUCACCACCUGUACAUUCACCACCACCACCACCAGUUCAUUCUCCACCACCUCCCGUACACUCCCCACCACCUCCUCCAGUUCACUCUCCUCCACCUCCCGUUUCCUCACCACCUCCACCGGUACACUCCCCACCACCUCCUCCUGUCUCCUCUCCACCUCCACCAGUUCACUCCCCACCACCUCCUCCCGUCUCCUCUCCACCUCCACCAGUUCACUCCCCACCACCUCCUCCCGUCUCCUCUCCACCUCCACCGGUACACUCCCCACCACCUCCUCCUGUCUCCUCUCCACCUCCACCAGUUCACUCCCCACCACCUCCUCCCGUCUCCUCUCCACCUCCACCGGUACACUCCUCACCACCUCCUCCUGUCUCCUCUCCACCUCCACCGGUUCACUCCCCACCACCUCCUCCCGUCUCCUCUCCACCUCCACCGGUACACUCCCCACCACCUCCUCCUGUCUCCUCUCCACCUCCACCGGUACACUCCCCACCACCUCCUCUCGUCUCCUCUCCACCUCCACCGGUACACUCCCCUCCACCUCCUCCUGUUCACUCCCCACCACCUCCCGUUUUCUCACCACCUCCUCCUCCCGUCUCCUCUCCACCUCCACCAGUACACUCCCCACCACCACCUCCUGUUUUCUCACCACCUCCUCCAGUUCACUCCCCACCACCACCACCAGUCAACUCUCCACCUCCACCAGUUUAUUCCCCACCACCACCAACACCAAUUUCCUCCCCUCCACCACCAGUUGCCUCCCCACCACCACCAGUUCACUCUCCUCCUCCACCAGUUUCCUCCCCACCACCACCAGUGUACUCUCCUCCUCCACCAGUUUUCUCUCCCCCACCACCAGUUUCCUCUCCACCUCUACCACCACCACCAGUGUACUCCCCACCACCACCAGUGUACUCCCCUCCUCCACCAGUUUUCUCUCCCCCACCACCAGUUUCCUCUCCACCACCACCACCACCACCUGUGUACUCUCCACCACCGCCAGUGCACUCUCCUCCUCCACCAGUUUCCUCCCCACCACCACCAACACCAGUGUACUCACCACCACCACCAGUGUACUCCCCACCACCAGUUUACUCUCCUCCUCCUCCAGUCUCUUCACCACCACCACCACCAGUGUAUUCCCCACCACCAUCAAAAUGGGACGAUGUUUUCCUUCCACCACACUAUGGCUCCUCAUACAGUUCACCUCCUCCACCAACAAUUGCUGGAUACAACUAAAAGAGUUUGCAAUGCCAUUAACAUAUUUGUCCUUCUUUUUGCUAUGGUUCCCAAGAGUCUUUGGUGAAAAACUGAACUUCUUGUCCUUGGAUUCUGUGUAACCACUUAAGGGGUUCAUCUCCACGAAUUCUAAUUCUAUGAAAUAUU